Molecule: messenger RNA, 1704 nt
Organism: Fonsecaea pedrosoi CBS 271.37
Lineage: Eukaryota; Fungi; Ascomycota; Eurotiomycetes; Chaetothyriales; Herpotrichiellaceae
Exons: 2
Coding region: 1-1704 (567 amino acids)
Source: RefSeq, a predicted model, not a curated record
AUGGAGGCUCCGGCCGUUUUGUGGGUCAAUUAUGAUGCUCAAAAUAUGAAAACAUUGCCGCAUCGGCACCGGGUAUUCUCGCACAUUCAGAACAACUACCGCAGCUGGGAGCGACAGGAAAAAAACAAAGCAUUACGUGCCUCUGUGAAGAUUCCAGGAAGGCUUAAACAGCCGCAGCCACAACCGCCGCCAUCAGUGCACCGACCUGGUCCGUCCGAGGACAAUGCCGUUGGCGAUAAUGUGCCAAGGGCCGAGCAGGGCACAGACCCAAAUGACGAGAAUCGGCGUCUCAUGCUCCUACAAGAGGAACGACAGCUCCAGACCCUGUCACCAGUCACCGUCCUUAACAAAGGCAAUUCUGAUCCGUUUAGCGCGUCCGCAGUCCCCAUCACUGUGGAAGAGAAUAGGAUUGUGACAUUCUACCGAGAUAUCCUUAUCCCUGCAACAUGGCGGCUCGACGUCAAAUCCAAGGACAACCUCGCAAACGCUCGUGCCAAAGUUGACUGGCGGGUCUGCUCCACAGGGUUACUGGACAAGGGAACCGCUCUGGCUUUCAUUGGCAGCAAUGCUGCACUUGUGGCAAUGUGCACAGGAGCCGACACUAGUCAAGGUCGGUCCCUGGUACAAAAGUCUUUGGUCUACCGUGCUAAGAGCACGGCUGCAUUGCGGCAGAAACUGGCCGGCAUAUCCAAAGUCGAUCCCUGGAUCUGGUGGCACAUUUUCAUGAUAUGGACCGCUGAGAUCGCGGCAGAAAAUGUCGAAGCAGCGCAAAUGCACGGGAAAAUGCUCAGCAAGUUCGUUGACCAGCACUUCGAGCAGGGCCGAGGUCUUUUCGACAAGCUCGACGAGAUAGGAUUGACGAUGAUCGAGCUUUUGUUUUUCUUUCUAUACGCAGACCUGAAUAUGUCCACGCAGCUCUUGACCCCUCCUGCUUUUGACGUUCACGAGUGGCUGCCAAAGGCCUUCGCACCGUUUCUGCGAGCCAUCGAGCCAAUCCUCCCCCCUGCGCCGUUGGAUUUCUACGCCUUUGACCCGACGAUCGACUCGGAUGAGAUGACGGCUUGCAUCAGGCUGUGUCGCGAGAUUUGUGCCCGAUGGCGCCGUAGGUGGUCCGAUGGGCUACCUGCCAAUGUUGCCACAAUGCUUCUCGGCUGGGGCCAGUAUAGCUGGGGCAUUGCUCUGGGAACACUGGUUAACCGCUAUUGCCGAUUCAAGCAGCUCGCCGAGACGGAUUCGGGACCAGAACUCGACUACGAUUACGCCCAGCAAUACAUUUCCAUCAGUGCUGUCAAGUGGUCACGGGCUCUUACUUUCCAAAACGAUGUCUGCGGUAAGAAUAUUUGGGCGGGGAAUGUGCUCGAAACAUUGCGACCUCUUCUUGUCAAGAGCGAGCGUCCCAGAGACAGCCCCGCAUGGCGUAAAUGGAAGAAUGCGAGACUCUGGGCUUUCUACGUCGGCGCCAUCUAUGAACAACGCCGUCAGCAGCCUGCCUUGAGCAGCGAGCUAUUUGAUGGUUGGUUCCACGAACAGUUUGCGCGUCAGGCUCACGAUAUGGGACUCCUCACCUGGGAAGACACGGUCGACAUUCUGAGUGGCUUUCUCUUCGAUUCCUCGGUCUCUCAAACACAAGGAUUCUGGUUCCAAGACACUAUGAAGCUACAAGCGGAGUCACUGCUGGCGGGAGUGUCGGAAACAGUGAACUAG